Molecule: messenger RNA, 1243 nt
Organism: Haliotis rufescens (red abalone)
Lineage: Eukaryota; Metazoa; Mollusca; Gastropoda; Lepetellida; Haliotidae
Product: probable uridine nucleosidase 2
Exons: 6
Coding region: 110-1066 (318 amino acids)
Molecular function (GO): hydrolase activity, hydrolyzing N-glycosyl compounds
Source: RefSeq, a predicted model, not a curated record
CGUCACCUCAUUGUCACAUCGUUUACUGGAGGAGAUACGGUAAACCUCGAACGUUGAGACCGCGUCGUUGGCAGCGUCUGAGUCAGGGAUAUAUCAUUCAAAGUCUACCAUGGCGGCUGAUGACCUCACCAGAAGGAAGUUCAUCAUCGACACAGACGCCGGCAUCGAUGACGCCCAAGCUAUACUGAUGUGUCUAGCGGCGUCUGACGUCGAUGUCGUUGCUCUGACCACGGUCAAGGGCAACGCUACUGCAGCACAGGUGACCUCAAACCUUCUCCGACUUCUAAAGGCGGCGGACAGAUUGGAGAUCCCGAUCUACAGGGGCUGUGAGGACAUGUUGCUUGGCUGGGAGAAACCCGAUGAAUACAACUAUCACGGCAAGGAUGGGUUUGGAGACGUUCCUGACCCCGACCCACCCAGUCGAGACCGGAUCCAGGCCAAACACGCUGUACAAGCACUGAUUGACAUUACCAAACAAUACCCAGGGGAAAUCAGUCUGGUAGCUCUCGGACCACUGACGAAUAUUUCGAUGGCUAUUCGGAUGGACAACCAGUUCGGCAGCAGAUUGAAAGACUGUUUCAUCAUGGGUGGCAAUUAUAAAGGUGAAGGCAACGUCACACCGAGUGGGGAGUUCAACUUUUACAGUGACCCAGAAGCUGCCUACAUCGUGCUGAACUCCCUGGGAUGCCCCAUCACGCUGACCUGUUGGGAGCUCUGUCUGGACUGUUUCUUUCCCUGGGAGGUUCAUGAAGAAUUGAGAAGCUUUCCGUCGGCAAAAUGCGAGCUCAUGAAGACACUGGAACUUGCCAUAGUAACGGAAUGCAAGAAAGAAGACCGGAAGUACGAGAUGGCAGACGAGAUGGCAAUGGCGUGCGCACUUGAUAAUGACGUCAUCACAAAAAGCCAUGACGUGUACGCAACUGUGGAAUUGCAUGGUCACAUGACCAGAGGUCAGAUGGUUGUUGACUGGCGUAAAGUGCUGGCCAGGAAGCCAAAUGUGAGACUUGUGGUUGAGAUGGACAAAGCAAUGUUGAAGAAGAUGCUCUUGAAAGCAUUCGAGGACUAAUUAUGAGCCUGGCGAACUACCAUAUAUUCUAUCAAACCCGACACCCAUUCGAAUAUAAACAGUUGAUUAUUUUUGUUUGUUAAAAGGUUACGAAUGUAUAUAAAUCACCAAGGCACGCUAAUAUUAAAAAAAACUAACUGUUUAUGUCUUAUUAAAAUAAAAGCAUUAUGAACAUUU